UAGGGAUGGGGUUUGGGUGGUGCUGCGUGAGGCCAGGGCUUGGAUCGGGUGAUCCCUACGGGCCCUCGAUUCUGGCUCGGGAUACAGCCCGAAUACAGAGGCAACCUCAGCACGUCGCAGCAUCGCAGCACGCCUGGGGCCGGGAGGGAGCUCCAAGGAAAUCCCCAUCCAGCUCCGCGCCCUGGGCCGUCCGCCCCCUCGGGGUCCACCCACGGGUCCUCUAACGAUCUGCAUUACCGCUUACAGCACUAAGCUAACCCGCCCGUAGGCGCAGCCCCAGAGGGCAGAGGCGGUGCCGAUUGGGGCGGUGAUAACGGCACCAGACGGAGCCGUUGGCGCUGUCGGUGCCUCACUCCUCGCUCCCGCCCCGACGGCUGCAGCGUCCGCCCCCGGAGGAGCUCAAGCGAAGGCGCAACCACGGCCGCUCGACAUGUCCCCGUGCUGCCCGGGGACAGCAGGGGCUCCGCGAUGCGGCUGCUCCUGGUUGGGAAGACCGGGGGGGGACGAAGCGCCACGGGAAACACCCUCCUUGGGCGACGCGUCUUCGAGUCCAAGCUGUCCACCGUGCCGGUGACCCGCAGCUGCAAUGCGGUCGCUGGGCGCUGGGACGGCGAGGACAUCGUGGUGAUCGACACGGCCGACAUCUUCCAUCUGUGGGACGGCAGCGCUGAGAUGUGCAGGGAAAUCGUCCGCUGCGUCGAGCUGUCCUCCCCCGGCCCCCACGUGGUGCUGCUGGUCACCCAGCUGGGCCGCUUCACCCAGGAGGACCAGGAGGCCGUGCGGGGCGUGCGGGACAUCUUCGGAGCCGGCGUGUUCGGGCACAUGGUGGUCGUGUUCACCCGCGGAGAAGAGCUGGUGGGGGGAUCGCUGCGUGACUACGUGGCCUACACCGACAACAGAGCUCUGAGAGACCUGGUCCAGAGGUGCGGGCACAGCAUCUGCAGCAUCAACAACCGGGCCACCGGGGCCGAGCGGGACCAGCAGGUCCAGCAGCUGAUGGAGAAGGCCCGCCAAACAGUGCAGGAGAAUGAGGGCAGGUACUACAGCAACGAGUUGUACCUGGAUUCCUUCUUAACGGAAGAGCAAGUGAGGUAUCACAUGGAGAGAGCAAGCAACCCGUGGAAUGUGCUGCUCGGCUCUACGUCAUACAGGAAGGUCUUUUGGAUACUGGGGAUAAUUCUCAUUGUCAUUGCUCUGAUUUUCAUUGGUUUCCUUAUUUGGUGGAGGAGAUGAAUGGCCGAGUCUCAUCAUCCCACAGUCCCCCAGUAUCAGAAUCCCAGAAUCCCACAGCACCUGGUGCCGCAGGCACCGCUCCAUCCCCUCCUAUCACCAUCCCACAGCACCCGCUGCCCAUGGCUGUGUCCCUUUGAACCUCUCCAGGGACAGAGACCCCAGCGCCGCGCUGGGCAGCUGCUGCCGUGCUCACCCCCCCACACAGCACCCCCGGCACCUUCUCCUGGGACUCACAGUGUCCCCAGUUGGGGGGGUCCCAUAGGGAGCAUCGAGCCAACUCAUGGCUCCACACAGCACCUCCCAAACCCCAACCCUAUGUCAGAGAGCGGUGACCCAACACUCUGUGAGCUGUGGCAUCUCGGGGCUGUGCCUGCUGCCCUGGGGAGCUGCUCCAUGCCCCCUGCCCUGUGGGGCAGAGCCUUUUCCUCACCCCCACCCGACCCUCCCCUGACCCAGCUCCAUGCCGUUCCCUUGGGUGCUGCCACAGAGAGCAGAGCUCAGCGCUGCCCCUCUGCUCCCUGUGCGGAGCUGUAGGGCCAUGAGGUGCCAACAAGAAGAGAAGGCAAAGCGUCCUGAAGUGCCCACUGGGCUCCUUUCAGGCUAAUUACAUACUAAAACCAACACCCAUCGCUAUGGAAAGAAGAUUAGAAUGAGACAGCCGCUGUCCCCUCCCAAAUGCAGAGUCUCGGAGCCCCUUGUAUGCUUGCCCAGCAGAGAUGUAUCAGAGUACCCAAUUAGAAACUGUAUAGGGAUUUAAUUUUGUAAACAGCCAAGUAAAGGUUACUGCACUUCUUUUGGGGGGUGUGCUUGCUUUGGGAAGGAUUGCCAAGCACCUGAUUGUGCACAGAAAUAAAACAGAGAACGCUGUCUGCA
This is a messenger RNA of Numida meleagris (helmeted guineafowl), 2106 nucleotides long. Its product is annotated as GTPase IMAP family member 1-like. Gene Ontology annotation, molecular function: GTP binding. The record is from RefSeq and is a predicted model, not a curated record. Bases 469 to 1233 code for a protein of 254 amino acids. Lineage: Eukaryota; Metazoa; Chordata; Aves; Galliformes; Numididae. The transcript is spliced from 2 exons.